AUGGACAAAAACAAAGAAGACAGCCCCGAUAAGUAUGUCUCUUUUAACAUCUCUGAUCUACCUACUUAUGGGUAUCUCUACAAAGAAGAGGAUGAGAAAGGCUUUAACGACGACUUCAGCUUUUCUAUCUCAAAAGAGCCUAAAUUUGGCGGGGCUCUUCUAGCCGAUGGCCUUUCUCCAUUCCUCGGCAAAUACCCAGCCAAGCCCGAGCUUCAUGAGCCACAAUCUCAUCCCAAAGGCCCAAUAGACCUUUUCAAGGGCCUCCCCGAGACCGCCAACACUCUUGGCUACCAGCCGCCAAUGGGUCUUCCCAAAGAAUACCCUCCCUACAAGAAAGCCCCACCCAAAGACCCCAUGGAGAAGUACAAAGCCUUUGGCUACUCACCUUACGGCCAAAGUGAAGAGCAGGCCAUCUUUGUCAAUGCCAACCAAUACCCCUACAUUAAACGCCGCAAAGAAAGACGAGACUACCUGGACUCCCUAGAAAAGAAGAAAGACGUCGGCUACCAACACGAAAGCCGGCAUAAUCACGCAAUGAAGCGUCCUAGAGCGCCAUCUGGGCGAUUUCUUACCAAAGAAGAGGCCAUGCAGCAAGACCCAGAGGCAGAUAAGCAAUAA
This is a messenger RNA of Nematocida homosporus, 618 nucleotides long. RefSeq lists its product as uncharacterized. NCBI's taxonomy places the organism in Eukaryota, Fungi, Microsporidia. The record is from RefSeq and is a predicted model, not a curated record. The coding region runs from base 1 to 618 and encodes 205 amino acids. Gene Ontology annotation, molecular function: RNA polymerase II cis-regulatory region sequence-specific DNA binding; DNA-binding transcription factor activity, RNA polymerase II-specific. The transcript has a single exon. Gene Ontology annotation, biological process: regulation of transcription by RNA polymerase II.